AUGGGGAAAGACCUCCUCACCGCCGAGGGGUUUAUUAGGAACAGAAUCAGAGUUGGCGAGGGCCUUGGAGACUGCCUGGGUCAACGCAAGAAGCCGGCUGAGGAGCUUGGGAACAAGAGACCAAAACCAGCCAAGUGGGGAACAGAAGGGAAGGAAGAAGUUGAACAGGAAGAGAAAAGACAAAGAACAGGCUGUUCCAAGGAGCCAAGAAUGCAAAUCAUUUGCAGGCGCCACUGA
Otolemur garnettii (small-eared galago) is the source of this 237-nucleotide messenger RNA. RefSeq names its product chromosome unknown C8orf86 homolog. The record is from RefSeq and is a predicted model, not a curated record. NCBI's taxonomy places the organism in Eukaryota, Metazoa, Chordata, Mammalia, Primates, Galagidae.